AUUUUUUAAAAAGAAAAGAAUCAGCUGUGUACCCAGCUUUCAGAUGCCGUUAUUAAUAUUUUCACAUAUAUAUUUGUGUUUAUGUGUCUUUUCUAACAUGGAAAAAUCCUGCUCAAACAUAGUGUAACACUUUUUUAUACUUAAGAAUUUGUUAGUAUCAUCAUAUUUAUUGAUUAAUCACUUACUGCUUAAACCAUGGUUUUAUGGCAAACAAUGUUUUUAGAGACUGUAGAGACACAGCAGUCAAACGGCUGCUAGAGGUCUCUGCCAUCAGGCAGUGUGCACUCUGCUCGCUCACCUCCAAAGGGACAGUACUGUCACACCGCCUGGCCAGUAACUGGUUUCACCUGUCAGCUGUAGUAGACACUGAAAUUAUUUUCUGUAUUUUGUGAUUGGAACCAUGGUUAUGAACAUCUUUUUAAUGGUAUCCAAAUUUUCUUCAUGAUAAAUGUUGGUGUCCCCUUCUCAUUCUGACCUCCCCCAGCUGUGUGAUUAAUUCACAUUACUAACCUCCCAGUGCUAUUUUCUCAUCUAUAAAAUGACUAUUACUGUUAUCUACUUCUAAUAUUUUCUUAACUUCUAAAUUCUAUAAAAGCAAAGACCUUAAAAUGGAACCUGGUAUAUAGUAAGCUCUUAGUUUAUUUAAGUAUUUGAGUGAGAAAUCUUUGUCACCCUUUUAUCCAUUUAUUUUUUUCUACCGACAUUACUAGUCAUCACUGGGGACAGACACUUGUCUAAGUCUCAGGAUGGGUCACAAAAAAAAGCCUGCAUUCGUUAUAGUCUACAUUCUAGUAGAAAAUAUAGGUAACACAGAGAGAAAUAAAAUAUAUGAUAUGUCAUAUGUUGAUACAAUCUAUGGAGAAAAAUUCAAGCAAGGGAGGGACAUAGAAUCUGGUAGAGAAAUGCAGUUUCAAUAGGGGUGUCAGUAAAUAUGACCUUUGUGAAAGACAGGAAGGAGGAGAGGGAGAAAGAAAGCUUUGUAGAGAUGGGGAACUAUGCCAGGUAGAGAAGAGAGUGAUUUCAGAUGCUCCGAAAGGAACUUUUGUCUGACUGUGACAGGACUCCCAAGGAGGGAGGAGGCCUCUGUGGCUUAAGCUGAAGAUGCAAAGAAGAGAGUCGGAGCUGAGGUCCUAGAGCUAACAUCAGGCCAAGAUUGUAGAAACUGAACAACAUGAGGACUGCUGAUGAAGAAAGUAGCUUGCUGACAGCUCCCCGCCUGCCUAAGCAUCGCGCAGGAGCACUGAGCAGCCACAAUGACCCAUUGAAGCAGAAGGCCUAAGCCAUCUAUAAUCUUCUUACUUGAGAGUGGGAAAGAGCCAUGGAUGGAAGAGAGAAUGGUGACACGAGCCACAAGCUCAGGACUUUGUUCUCCGAAAGAGAAAAUUGAAGAAGGAAGAAGGAAUGGCUGUUGGACUUUGUAAAGCCACAUCCCAGGGUUUGGUGACCUUCAGGGAUGUGGCUCUAGGUUUUUCCCAAGAGGAAUGGGAAUGGCUGGACUCAUCUCAGAAAGAUUUAUACAGAGACGUCAUGUUGGAGAACUACAGGAACUUGGUAUGGCUUGGACUCUCCAUCUCUAAGCCCAACAUGAUCUCCUUGUUGGAGCAAGGGAAGGAACCUUGGAUGGUAGAGAGAGAGAUGUCAGAUGGUCAAUAUGCAGACUGGGAGUCUUGGUAUGAAAUCAAGGAAUUAUCUCCAAAAUGGUUCGUUGAUGAAGAGGAAAUAUCCCAGAGGAUAGUACUGGGAAGACUGACAAGUCAUGACCUCGAAUGCUCCAGUUUCAGGGGACCUUGGAAGUAUGAGGGUGAAUUUGAGCGAUAUCAGGGAAGUCAGGAGAGGCAUUUCAGGCAAGUGACGACUCUUCAAGAAAUUUCUGCUGUGAAAAGAGAUAAUGAAUAUAAUAAUUCUGAGAGAAGCAUUCUCUUGAAGUCAGUACUUUUAACACAACAAAGAGUUCCCACAGUAGAGCAAGUACAUAAAUUUGAUAUUUAUGAUAAAAUGUUCCCCCAAAAUUCGGUUCUAAUUGAACAUAAAAGACUACAUGCUGAGAAGGAAUCUUUGAUAGGUAACAAAUGUGAAGAAUUUAACCAGAAUACAUACCUUAGUAAAGAUACAGGAAUUCCUCAUGGGGAGAAAUCUUAUGAAAGUAAUGAUUAUUCAAAUCUCUUCAGUUUCCACUCAUUACUUACUCAACAUCAAACAACUCAUUUUGGAAAAUUACCCCAUGGACACAAUGAAUGUGGUGAUGCCUUUAGCUGUUACUCGUUCUUUACUCAACCUCAGAGAAUUCACAGUGGAGAGAAACCAUAUGCAUGCAAUGACUGUGGAAAAGCUUUUAGCCAUGACUUCUUUCUCAGCGAACAUCAGAGAUCUCAUAUUGGAGAGAAGCCGUAUGAAUGUAAGGAAUGUAACAAAGCCUUCAGACAGAGCGCACACCUUGCUCAGCAUCAGCGAAUCCACACUGGAGAGAAACCCUUUGCAUGCAAUGAAUGUGGGAAGGCCUUCAGCCGUUAUGCCUUCCUUGUUGAACAUCAGAGAAUUCACACCGGGGAGAAACCAUAUGAAUGUAAGGAAUGUAAUAAAGCCUUCAGACAGAGCGCACACCUUAAUCAACAUCAGAGAAUCCACACUGGAGAGAAACCCUACGAAUGUAGUCAGUGUGGAAAAGCCUUUAGCAGACGCAUAGCCCUUACUCUGCAUCAAAGAAUUCAUACAGGAGAGAAACCCUUUAAAUGUAACGAAUGUGGGAAGACCUUUGGUUAUCGCUCACACCUUAAUCAACAUCAGCGAAUUCAUACCGGAGAAAAGCCCUAUGAAUGCAUCAAAUGUGGGAAGUUUUUUAGGACUGACUCACAGCUUAAUCGACAUCAUAGAAUUCAUACUGGAGAAAGACCUUUCGAAUGCAGUAAAUGUGGGAAAGCCUUCAGUGAUGCUCUUGUUCUAAUUCAUCAUAAGAGAAGUCAUGCAGGAGAGAAACCCUAUGAAUGCAGUAAAUGUGGGAAGGCCUUCAGUUGUGGUUCAUACCUUAAUCAGCAUCAGAGAAUUCAUACUGGAGAGAAGCCCUAUGAAUGUAAUGAAUGUGGGAAGGCUUUCCAUCAGAUUUUGUCCCUUAGGCUACACCAGAGAAUUCAUGCUGGAGAAAAACCCUAUAACUGUAAUGAAUGUGGGAAUAAUUUUAGCUGUGCCUCAGCCCUCAGGCGCCAUCAGAAAAUUCAUAAUAGAGAAACUCUCUGAUUAUUACAAGUAUAAAAAAGAAAACAUUCAGUCACCUCUCAGUCCUUAUUAAAUAAAUAUCAGUGAAUUCUUUGGUUAGUAAUUCUGUGAAUGUAGCGCAUAUGAAAGAGCCUUCAGUUCGUGAGCAUCCCUUAUUUGAGAUAACCUGGGUGGUAGACAUCUGUUACUGUUUGAUCUGUUCUAUGCCCCAUUUGAGACUUACAUCACCCUCAGUGCAUAUGAUGCUGAUGAAACUAUUAAUCAGGGAGGCAGUGGAUUGGUCAUAGGCUGGCUGAUUAUUUUCCUCCUAGUGAUUAAUAAGAGAUUGGCAAAUGGCCCUGUCUGGACCAGUAGAGCCAUAUAGAGAUAUUGUCAUGGGUAGUAGGAGAAGAUCUUUUUCUUUCUGGCAUUGCAAGUUUCAAGGAUUUAGUAAGGUUAAAAACUCACCAGUAGCCUUUUUGCUACUCCAUGAGGAAAGUCUUCCCAAGAUCUGUCCAACACAGAGAAAAUGCACGUGAGACACAGGAAUCUGAUGACAUUGUUUUAUCUCCUGGAUCCAGUCGUGCCUGAAGUCUACACCAUCCUUUACUUUUUCAUUUUUGUGAUCCAAUAAAUUUCCUUUUUUUGCUUAAGUUAA
Messenger RNA from Equus caballus (horse), 3847 nucleotides. The record is from RefSeq and is a predicted model, not a curated record. NCBI's taxonomy places the organism in Eukaryota, Metazoa, Chordata, Mammalia, Perissodactyla, Equidae.